Messenger RNA from Balaenoptera ricei (Rice's whale), 3305 nucleotides. RefSeq names its product R-spondin 3 (gene RSPO3). Bases 1428 to 2255 code for a protein of 275 amino acids. Lineage: Eukaryota; Metazoa; Chordata; Mammalia; Artiodactyla; Balaenopteridae. The transcript is spliced from 5 exons. The record is from RefSeq and is a predicted model, not a curated record.
AGGGCAAGCAGACUGCGGAGGGAACUGCCUGAGGGGAGGAGGAAUCUUCCAGAGGCUCAGCAAAGACUCCGUUUGGGAGAACGUCGCAGCACAGUUGGAUUUCCAAAGGUGUGUGAGCGCACACACCUCUGAGUCCUACCCGCUCCGGGCAGGUAACGGGCGGCCGACCUGACCACCAGUGCCCACUGAGCUUCCCCCGGACCACCCGCCCGGCGCCCAGCUGCAGCUACUUCUGCUGAAAGAAAGAAAGGAAAGGAGAAAAGCAACAGAGGAGGGGCUCAAGAAAGCUGGGAAGGAGUCCGCAGCCAGAAACCCUGCAGCAAUCUGCCAAGGGGGCGAGAAGCGAGCUUCCCUGGGGCAGUGGUUGCGCGCCGGCGCCGGGAGUGGAGGCGCGAGGGAGCCGGGACGCGGGCCCCCGGGAGCGGGGUGCGCCCAGCCUGAGGCGGUUGAGACCGGCCGGCGUCGGGGGCGGGGAGGGGGGAGUCUCGCGGCCGCUGGACCGUCCACCUCCACGGUCUCAGCCCGAGCGCGCCCGCCUCUCCCCGCGACCGCGACCCUUCUGAAGAGGGGCUCUUCUGGGCACGCAGUGCCUCCCCCCACUCCCUCCGGCUCCUGUUCUCCCGCCUUCUUUGCAGUGUCCAGAGAUGCUCCGCCGCAGACCCGGGACCCCUUAGGCGCCUCUUCCCGUCCCUCUGCCAAAUCGCGACGCCUGUACUUUUCCAGCUCCCUCUUUCCCUCUUGAAAUUGAAAGUUAUUGAGGUCGCUCAGGGUUGUUGCUCCAGCAGUUUCCUUCCCCGCCCCCGAGCUCCCCCCGCCCCCAGCAGCCAUCCCCCUCCCCUCCCCCCUCCCUCGCCCCGUCCCUCCCUCCCUCCCUCCCACCCACCCUCUCGCCCUCCCUCCACCACUGGAGCGGCUCCUGCUCGCGAACAGCAGAAGCAGCUCGGGGUCUCUCCGCCGCCCCUUGGCCAUGGCCGCGGUGCUGACGGCGCCCGCUCCCCUCCGCUCCCGGGGCCCCCGCCGCUGCCGCAGCAACCUCUAAGCCCAAGGGGCCGCCACCGUCGCCACCGCCCACCCGGAUCCCGCCCGCGGCCGCCGCCGCCGCGCACCAUGCUACCUGCGGCCGCCCUGGCGAGGCCGCUCGCUGCUUCUGGAACCCUCACUUGCGGCACUGACAGCCACCGUACGGGAGCCCCCGCAGCUCAGGGCUCGGACAGUUUGAAAGUACAGUAGUUGGUUUCCCUGACCACCCGACCCGCUUCGUUUGCCAUCCCAGCUCGCCUAUCGGAUCUGAGUGGAGGAGUCCGCUGCUUGGAUUCUCUCUUGCUCUCCAUAUACGCCUAACACCUACGUGUAUUUCUAAAACAUUCAAUAUUAAUUAACAAUCAAAAGAAAAAGGAGAAAAGGAAGGGAAAUAUUACUGGGUUACUAUGCACUUGCGACUGAUUUCUUGUUUUUUUAUCAUUUUGAACUUUUUGGAAUACAUCGGCAGCCAAAACGCCUCCCGGGGAAGGCGCCAGCGAAGAAUGCAUCCUAACGUCAGUCAAGGCUGCCAAGGAGGAUGUGCAACGUGUUCAGAUUACAAUGGAUGUUUGUCAUGUAAGCCCAAACUAUUUUUUGUUCUGGAAAGAAUUGGCAUGAAGCAGAUUGGAGUGUGUCUCUCUUCAUGUCCAAGUGGAUAUUAUGGAACUCGAUAUCCAGAUAUAAAUAAGUGUACAAAAUGCAAAGCUGACUGUGAUACCUGUUUCAACAAAAAUUUCUGCACAAAGUGUAAAAGUGGAUUUUACUUACACCUUGGAAAGUGCCUUGACAAUUGCCCAGAAGGGUUGGAAGCCAAUAACCAUACCAUGGAGUGCGUCAGUAUUGUGCACUGUGAGGCCAGUGAAUGGAGUCCUUGGAGUCCAUGCACGAAAAAAGGAAAAACAUGUGGCUUCAAAAGAGGGACUGAAACACGGGUCCGAGAAAUAAUACAGCAUCCAUCAGCAAAGGGUAACCUGUGUCCCCCCACCAGUGAGACAAGAAAGUGUACAGUGCAGAGAAAGAAGUGUCAGAAGGGAGAACGAGGAAAAAAAGGAAGGGAGAGAAAAAGAAAAAAACUUAAUAAAGAAGAAAGUAAGGAUGCAAUACCUGAUAACAAAGGUCUGGAGCCCAGCAGAGAAACUCCAGAGCAACGAGAAAACAAAAACAAACAGCAGCAGAAGAAGCGAAAGGUCCAAGAUAAACAACAGAAAUCGGUAUCAGUCAGCACUGUACACUAGAGAGUCCCAUGAGAUUGUUGUAAACUCGUGAUGCUGCUAUCUCCACCAGAUGCCCAGGACAGGUGCUCUAGCCAUUAGGACCACAAAUGGACAACGUGUCAGUUACUGCUCAGUCUAAACAACAUUCCAGAUAGUUGCUAUAUUCUUCAGACCAGCAUAGUUAACAACAAAGAGCUGAAAGUUCAAAGAAGGGAUGUUUUUGAAUGGUUAUCUUACGUGCUUCUGUGCAUUUUUAAGAGACAAGAAAUUUUGUACAUAAUCGUCAAUAGGCUAUAAGAUGUAACAACAUAAUGAUGACAUCUGGAGAAGCAACAUCUUUUCCCUAUAAAAGUAUUUUUUCGAGCUAUUGUUUAAAGAAGCAAACGAUAGUUCUGCAAAUUCAAAGAUGUGGUAUCCCUUCAAAAGAAACAGGAGAUCAGAGGAGAGAAACAUCUUUCAAAGGACAGUGUUGUUUUGUGCAGGAAAUCUAGAGAGUGCUCAGAUAUUAGGGCCUGGCAUUUGGAAUCAUAGAAAUUAUCACCACAGAAACAACUGUUUUAAGCUUGAUUCUCUUGCCCUCAUUUGUCCUUCUGCAAGAAGCAUGAGAGUGCACAUAUUUACAGAAUUAAAUAUACUGUAUGGGAUUGGCAAAAUGUGGAAGAAACCAUAGAGUUGGAGAUGACUUUUGGGCUUUCCAAAAUCGUGAAGGGUUGUGAUUACCUGGAACAGGUCUCCAGUCUAUGUCAGCAUCGUGUGGUUCAGCCUCUGCUACCCCUUGGGUUAUGUAAGUCUGUAAACAUGUACCUGUAAGUUACUUCCAAAAACAAAUCAUACUUAUUAGAAGAAAAUUCUGAUUUCAUAGAAAACGAAAACUAGAGCAAGGAAAAUAUAACAUGUUUGCAAAGUCAUGUGUUUUCUUUCUCUCUCAACGGAGGGGGGGUGGGGGUGGGGAACAAUCUUAUUACCUGCUUAAUGGUCCACCUGGAACUAAAAGGGAUACUACUUCCUAACAAAGUGUAUCUAAUGGGGGGAAAGCCACCACAAUAAAUAUAUUUGUUGAUAGUUUUUAAA